Nicotiana attenuata is the source of this 843-nucleotide messenger RNA. RefSeq lists its product as uncharacterized. Lineage: Eukaryota; Viridiplantae; Streptophyta; Magnoliopsida; Solanales; Solanaceae. Bases 1 to 843 code for a protein of 280 amino acids. The record is from RefSeq and is a predicted model, not a curated record. The transcript has 2 exons.
AUGCCUAUUAGUCUCGUGGGGAGCAUUUACAAGAUUAUUUCUAAAGUGCUCUCCAAUAGACUCAAGAAGGUUCUUGACGUGUCUGUUUCGUCCUCCGAGAAUGCAUAUGUGGAAGGUAGGCAGAUCUUGAACGCUACUUUGGUGGAAAAUGAACUUGUAGACUCCAGAAGGAAAAAUAGAGAACCCGACUUACUAUGCAAGUUGGACCUUGAGAAGGCUUUCGACCGUGUCAAUUGGGAGUUCCUGGAUUUCAUUAUGAUGUGGAUGGGGUUUGGGGUAAGAUGGAGGGGAUGGAUCAAGUUCUGCAUUUCCUCAGUCAGAUUCUCUGUCCUGGUUAAUGGUAGCCCGUGUGGUUUUUUUGGCAGCUCCAGGGGUCUCAAGCAAGGUGGAGGCUUCUUAAGAGGAUUCUCAGCUCCGAUCGGGGUGCUCAGUACCCGAAGAGUCUCUCAUUUGCUUUUUACGGAUGACACCCUGGUUUUCUGUGAUGCCGAUAUGGAUCAGUUGACCUACCUGAAGCAGGUCCUGCAGUGGUUUCAGAUAGUACCAGGACUUAAAAUCAACCUCGGCAAGUGUGAGAUUUCCCCCCUGGGUGAGGUUGCUAACAUUGAUGUUUUGUCUCAUGUUCUCAGAUGUAAGGUGGGCUCUCUUCCCACUACUUACCUGGGUCUCCCAUUGGGUGCUUUGCAUAAGGAUACUACGGUUUGGAAUUCAGCGAUCGAAAGGGUUGAAAAAAGAUUAGCAGGCUGGCAGAAAUGGUACUUGUCAAAAGGCGGUAAGGAAGUGCUUAUUAAAAGCACUUUGUCGAGUAUGCCCACCUAUUGCUUGUCCCUGUUACAAGCUUGA